AAAUUAGAGUAAAGGUAUAAACCUGUGACGCUACCUUAGCCACCUAGACUGUUGUUGUACACACACACAGUGAUGAUGUCAGGGCGAAAACGCACAGGAGCGAGACAGACAAAGUCAACACCCAAACGUGCCAAGAAAUCUGUUCCAAAAGAUCAUUUUGCAGGGUCAGAUACAGACAGAGAAAAACGCCAGCUGACAUUACCAUGCAGUGAUCCAUUUCCGCCAACUACCUACUACUAUGGUGACAGCUUCGAUGCUGCUCAUGCAUAUUUUUCACAAGAUCAGGCAAUGUUACCACUGAACUUUGUUGGGACUCUCAAGAAGGAACAUCCGCAUGUGGUGAAACGAGUUGCUGAACUGUUAGCACACAAUGGAGGGGGAUUUGCUGUAUUUGGUCGGUCGCUUGCAACAACCUUAAAUUUGCCAAGUAGCAAACCUCCUGAUAUGUUGCAAUGUGACGUAAUAAUCAUUACACGAAAGUGCCUUCCUAUUUUUAUAUCUUUCGCAUCUGAGGCAUUUGGUUGCAUUGAACAGUAUAAUGCUGAAUUGGCUCGCCAAAAACUUUCACAAUACCGUUCAUAA
This is a messenger RNA of Haliotis rubra (blacklip abalone), 582 nucleotides long. RefSeq lists its product as uncharacterized. The transcript has 5 exons. The record is from RefSeq and is a predicted model, not a curated record. Lineage: Eukaryota; Metazoa; Mollusca; Gastropoda; Lepetellida; Haliotidae. Bases 73 to 582 code for a protein of 169 amino acids.